UUCUGCAGCAGCAUUCCACCGUGUGAGCGUAGCGAUUUCUCCCUCAAUAUAAUGGGUCAUCACUCCUCCCAACCCCACAAACCACAAAUCUUCAGCCCCACAUAACAAAUCACGCAAAGAUUCCCCUGCCAUCAUCACCAGAAUUUAGCGCCUCCUUCCCUCCUCCUCCCCACGACCAACAAAAUUUCACUCUUCUCCACCACGCACCUGACUCACACCCCCCCGCUGCUUUGACUUUGACUACCCAUCCUCACUCCCCCCUACUCCACUCUAAACCCUGCGCUAAACCUUGGCUAUCGAUGGGGAACUGCGCCGCCUACCGCCUUGCCGCCGGCGGGAGCGGCGACGGCGGGGACCCCGUGGCCGUGUGCCGCGACCGGAAGCGCCUCAUCAAGGCGGCGGCCGACCGCCGGUUCGCGCUGGCCGGCGCGCACGCCGCUUACGCGGCGGCUCUCCGUUCCGUCGCCGACGCACUCGACGUCUUCGUCGCGCGCCACACCGCGCCUGCGCCGAUCCUCAUCACGCUCCCCACCCCCAGCAGCUCGCCCUCGGCUUCCCCCAAGCCAACGCAGGUUCAAGUGCAGGGGCUUCCCUCUCUCGCCACGCCGCCGCCGCCGCCUCCGCAGGAGGGGGAGGAAGAAGAGGAGGCGCCGGCAUCACCGCCCGCCGAGGAAGAUGGGGACGGCGGCGUGCAGACGCCGGAGAUGGAGUGCCCGUACUACUACGCACCCCCGGCGGUGACGCCGCCACCGCCACCGCUCCCUGCGGCGUCGCCGGUCGGCGGCUGGGACUUCUUUAACCCGUUCUACGGGACGGAGGAGGUGGCUGCGGCCAUCAGCGACGAGGAGAUGCGAGCGGUCAGGGAGCGAGAGGGCAUCCCCGAACUGGAGGAGGCGGAGGAAGAGGAGGGGGCGAAGGCGGCGGCGGCGGCGGAAACCAAGCCCCCAAAGGCACAGCCCUCUCUUGGACUUGGAGUCUUGACGCCCCAAGAGGAGGCUAGAGAUGCGUGCGAGAUGGCGGGGAACAACGGCGGGCUGGAGGUGGCCGUGGCGCCGCAGGGGCGCGAGCUGCUCGCAGCGCUCAAGGAGGUGGAGGAGCUCUUCGCGGCCGCCGCCGAGGCAGGCAAGGAGGUGUCUGCCAUGCUCGAAGCAGCCACGCGCGUCCCCGACCUCAAAGAAAACUCGUCAAAAAUAAUCCACGCCAUCACAUGGCAUCGCUCUCCAUCAUCUGUAUCCUCAUCCUACAGGAGCGAGCUGGGAGCGAGCUCGAAUAGUUUGUCAUGGACAGACAAGAGUGAAACUAGGAGUGAUAUAUUCGAAGACUAUGGUGGAAUGAAGUCAGGAAGUCACUCACAGACUUUAGGGAGACUGUAUGCUUGGGAGAAGAAACUUUAUGAAGAAGUUAAGGUUAUAGAUCAAAUCCGACAAACCUAUGAGAAGAAAUGUGUUCAGCUGAGGAACCAAGAUGCCAAAGGUUCAGAGCUGCGUUGUGCUGAAAAAACCAGGACAACUGUUAGAGACCUGUACACAAGAAUCUGGGUUUCUCUACGAGCAGCGGAAUCCAUAUCUGAUAGAAUACAAAAGUUACGGGACGAGGAACUGCAGCCACAACUCGUCGAGCUGUUGCAGGGCUUUACAAAAUCUUGGAAAAUAAUGGUGGACUCGCAUGAAACCCAGAGGCAGAUUAUGUUCGAGGUGAAUUCAUUUACAUGCCCUGCUUAUGGCAAAUUCUGCAACGAUGCACAGCGUCAUGCAACUCUGAAGUUGGAGGUUGAGCUGAGGAACUGGAGAUCCUGCUUUACUAGCUAUUUCAAUGCUCAGAAAGCGUAUAUCGAGGCUCUUGAUGGCUGGCUAUCCAAGUUUGUUCUGACCGACACCAUCCGGUACUCGCGGGGGAUCUCGUCGAUUGCUCCAGAUAGAGCUGGUGCUCCAACUCUAGUUGUGAUGUGCCAUGACUGGUACACUACAAUGUCCAAGUUUCCGAGCAAGCGGGUCUCGUUCACCAUGAGGAAUUUUCUCAGGAGCGUGAGGGUGCUAUGGCUGAAGCAAGGAGAGGAGCAGCAGCAGAAAAGGAAGGUGGACAGCCUGGCAAAGGAGCUGGACAAGAAGCUGACCGCCUACAAAAGGGCAGAGAACAGGAUCAUAGGCACCAAGCUUCUGGAGCACAGUCCUGAGACAGACGCCAAGCAGCGCAUGGAGCACCUGUCGGAGAAGAAAGAGGUGCUGAACCUCCUAAAGAGGAGGAUCGAGGCAGAGAAAGGGAAGCAUCAUGCGUGCAUGCGGGACACGCACGACGUCACUCUCAACGGGUUCAAGAUCGGCCUCGCCAGCAUCUUCGAGUCGCUGGCUGAGUUCUCGAAGGAUUCGGUGAAGCUCUACGAAGACCUCCUAGGCCGAGCCCAUGGCAAGGAUUCAGAGAAGGCUCACAUAGUGGUGGAUGAUGGUAAUCUGCAUGUGUUAGGACCUAGCUAGCUGCAUUGGCCCAGUUUUUGGGCCCCUAGAAUCUUUGUCUGAUUUUAGCGUGUAGAGAGUACCAUGUUGUUUGGUUUGGUUGGUUGGUUGCUUGAAGGUAGUAGGGUCAUUCUUGUGGGCGACCUGCUGUGCUUGUAAUUAUCCUUUUAGCUUGAUAUCGGUGGGGAUUCGAUCUAUUGUGGUGC
Messenger RNA from Zea mays, 2656 nucleotides. Its product is annotated as nitrate regulatory gene2 protein. The transcript has 4 exons. NCBI's taxonomy places the organism in Eukaryota, Viridiplantae, Streptophyta, Magnoliopsida, Poales, Poaceae. The record is from RefSeq and is a predicted model, not a curated record. Bases 300 to 2471 code for a protein of 723 amino acids.